AUGUCUACAUCAACAAAGACUAACUACAUGCCCGCUUCGAUGAGCAGGGUGACUAAAUCUAGUACCUCAUCCGACUGCUCUACUACUCAAGUUCAUGCAUCUGGUGAUCGGACAAACAAUAGAGCGCAUAAGCGAUCUCGGUCUGGCUGCUAUACUUGUCGCUUGCGCCGAAAAAAGUGUGAUGAAAAGCGCGGAAAAUGCGGUGCUUGUGUGAAUCUCAGUGUGACAUGUGAAUACAAUCGUCCAGCAUGGUGGGGAAAUGCAGAGCAGCGAAGGAUUCAAAAGGAGCGCAUAAAGAACAAGAUCAAGCAGACCAAGUCCCUUGAGCGAAGUGGAAACAGUUCUGAUCGGUAUCGACGAUCUAAUCCAUGUCUGCCAUCGCCUUCCAGGUCCCCUUCUUAUGACAGCAACCCUACCAAUCACAUCGGAGUAUUUGACAUGACAGAUCCAUAUAGUGCAACAUAUCAACAAGGUCACUGGGUAGUUCAAGAGGAUAGACGGGAAUUUGUGGGAGAUGUUCAAAUGAGCCAUAUUACCUCCACAUCCACCUUCAACACAUUUAAUCCUGAUGUAUGCGGUCCACAAGCGCCAUACUUCGAGUUCCCCCCCGAGCAAAAAACAUACAGCAUCCCUUAUAACUACUUCACCGGUGAGCCUGAGGCCUUUAUCGACCCCUACUUAUCCGCGGAUCCCACUCCAUAUUACUUCCAAGACGAUCAGAGUGAGGAGCAGCGACUUCUCAUGAACAUUCCCGUCGAAGAGAAGGAUAGACCUCUUCUUGAUUACUUCGCAACCAACGUUAUGCAUCAAAUAUUUCCAGUUUUGGGAGCUCAUCCACAAGGACAUGUCCAUUCCCAAAACAUGCUACAGUCGAUGGCAAGCAGCUUAACUUACCUGCACACUUGCUUGUGUCGAGCAGCGGUUCAUCUCAAGGUUACACAGGGCCUAUCAGGACCUGAAAUCGACACAGACAUUAUACAGCACCGUCUGGCAGCCCUUCGUGAUCUUUUUGAUUCAGUACAGGUUGUCAAUGACACCCAGGAUAAGGAUGAAUAUAAGAAGGUCCUCGAUGGAUCACUUGCGAUGCUCCUGUAUCACUGCUCUCUAGGCUCAUCUGAUGAGGUUAUUCUGCCGUGCGGAGAUCAACUCAAGGUUAUUCGAGACAUCGUGAGAGAGAUGCACCUGUACGAAAAUCCCUUCGAGUAUGUCAAUGGAAUACACAGCAUGGCACUGGCUGCCUGGGUUGACAUUCUCGGUGCGACAAUGACAGGAGGUCGUCCUGAGUUUUCCGACACCUACCGCAAUCACCACCUGAGCGGGAAACCACUGGGCUUGCAAGAGUUGAUGGGAUGUGAUGACAGAAUUAUUUAUCUCAUUUCCGAGAUUGCCUGCCUCGAAUCUUUGAAGAACGAUGGUACAGUUGACAGCAUGACCCUUCACAGUCAUGUUGAGGCACUAGAAGCACAAUUGCAGUACACUGAGCCUGAAAAUCCAACUCUUGAGCAUCCAUACUCACCAAAGACUGGUGAAAUAUGCCCCCAAAUACUCACCAAAAUUAUUUCAUCAAUUUUCCGUACUGCAGCUCGAAUUUAUCUGUGCAGCUUGUUACCAGGAUAUGACCGCCACCAAAAGUCAGUUCAGGAUCUCGUCCAGAAGAUCAACGAUGAUCUUGAAUAUAUUCCUUAUGGACCUCAAGGUUUCGAUCGCUCUCUUGUCUGGCCACUCCUCAUGGCGGGUGUGAAUUCUUCACAGGGUAGUCAAUUCCGGGUCACACUUAGUCACCGUCGUGGGAUAAUGGGUGACCAUAUCGACCUUGGUGGCUUUGGAAGAUUGUGCCGCCUUCUUGAUGAAGUGUGGCGACUCUCAGAUUCCCCUUGCUAUAAGAAGGGUACGCGUAACGAAGAUUACAGCUCCUCUCUCACAAGUCCUAUCUCAAAACUUGACAGAUCCGACCCUUUCUCUCUCACAGGGACUGGUGCCACUCUGGGUGGAAGGGAGAUCAAACGUCAAGAAGUCCAUUGGAGGAAGGUUAUGGAGAAGAAGGAGUGGAAUUUCGUUCUUAUUUAA
Molecule: messenger RNA, 2067 nt
Organism: Penicillium taxi
Lineage: Eukaryota; Fungi; Ascomycota; Eurotiomycetes; Eurotiales; Aspergillaceae
Product: Zn(II)2Cys6 transcription factor
Exons: 3
Coding region: 1-2067 (688 amino acids)
Biological process (GO): positive regulation of transcription by RNA polymerase II
Cellular component (GO): nucleus
Molecular function (GO): transcription cis-regulatory region binding; DNA-binding transcription factor activity, RNA polymerase II-specific; zinc ion binding
Source: RefSeq, a predicted model, not a curated record